GUAGUGGGAACAGUCGUGGACAGCGCACUAGAGUAUCCUGUCAAACUUGGAAUAAACACGGAGAUGGGACAUGUUUACGCAGAUAACGUCUGUAACUGUCCAAGAUAAUGGACAAUGUUUGAAUAUGUUUUAAUGACUAUAGCCUAAUUGUUUUAUCCUAAGCCACUGUAAUAGGACAAGGUCUAUUUAACAAAAUCUCUUCUGGAAUUCUGUGGCAGCAAAAAAAAAAAACGUGUCAGGGAAUUGAUUAAGGUUUUCAAAUUUUGGUAGGCUAAUUUAAAUUCAAAUUAGUUGAACAGACGUCUAGUUUCGGAAAAUGUGAUGUGCACUUGUGCCUAUUUGUAGGCCUGCUAUUAAUAGGAUGGAGCUAGCACCACAUGCUUGCCUGUGAUUGACAAUUGCAGUGCCUUAGCGUUAGGACAGCACCGGGCUCCGGGGACAGCGCAAAACACACACGUAUGUAACAGCCUCCCUGUCACCACUGGCUCCGAAUCACUGCGGUGGACUCAUUCGGUUUUUGGGACUUUGAUAACAAGGGGACUUGUUUGAAAGGACAACAUCCAGGCUCCCCUGCAAGAAGUCUGGGGCGCUUCUGGGAUAUUCUUCUCUGGGAGUGUUUUUUAAUCAUUAUUUUGCCGUUUAUUUCAUACUUUCGUCGAAUUUGAACUAUGACAUCUCGGAGGCCCAUGGCGCGGUCAUACUCCGGCAAUGGAAGAUCCAACAGCUUUAAUGAGGACGACUCGGGCCCAAGCAGCAGGGCCGAUGGCCGCAACUACCUCUCCAAUGUCCGGGCAGAAAACAGCUAUUCACAGAACAGGUAUUCACACUACAGACCCUCGAGGAGUACAUUUUGUACUGUCAUGUCCCAGCUGACAGAGGAAACCCAGCCAUGUUUUGAGACAACCAUAAAGCCCAAAGCCGUCUCAGAGGCCUGCAACGUCAAGUUCACCUGUGUAGUAUCAGGUUACCCUGCGCCUGAGCUCACCUGGUACAAGGAUGACGUGGAACUGGACAGGUAUUGCGGCCUACCAAAGUACGAAAUCGUCCGCAAUGGAAAAACACACACACUCCAUAUUUAUAAUUGCACCCUGGACGACGCGGCCAUCUACCAGGCGUCGGCGCGUAACAGCAAGGGCAUCGUGUCGUGCUCCAGCGUGCUGGAGGUGGGCGUGAUGAGCGAGUUCAAGAUCCACCAGCGCUUCUUCGACAAGCUGAAGCAGAAGGCCGAGGCCAAGCGGCGCGAGCUGGACGAGAGCCGGCGGCGCGACAGGGAGGCCCGCGAGCUGGAACACCUCAGCAUCAUGCAACAGGAGCAGAUGAGCAUCCAGCAUCAGGACCGCAUCGCCAGGAAACGGAGGACACCCGAGGUGGCGGAGGAGGAGGCAGCGGAGACGCCGGCGGCCGCGGAGACGGCAGUUUCCGAGGUGACAAACGCUGCCGAAGCCAUGGAGACAGCGGCGAGCACCGACGCGGUAGCAGAGAACGGCAACCAGGAGGUGAACCACGUGGCUGUGGAGAUUGUCACGACCAAGCCGCCGACGAAAGAGAAACUAGCCAAGAAGAAGAUCAGGAUUUCCAACGGGUUUGAGGAGGACGUGGUGAUCAGCGGGGCUCAGAAAGAUGAUAAACACAUAGGGGAUGAGAGUAUACGGCACGUGGGGGAUGAGAGCAUGAGCAUGGCACGGUGCCUCUCAGAGGCAGUUCAGUCGCAGGCACAAACGGUGGAGGAAAAACAAAGCCCUGCACAACAGACUGCACAACAUGCACAGCCCAUGGAGGUGGACAUCGCUAGUCAACAGGAGAAAGAAAAAGAACUGGAAAGGGAGAGAGAAAGAGAGCGGGAGAAGGAGCGAGAGAUGGAGAGACAGCGCGAGCUGGAGCGAGAAAAAGAGAAAGAGCGUUUACGACAAGAAGAAGAGCAAAGGCAAAAAAGAGAAAGAGAAAAGGCCCAAGAAAUGGAGCGGGCCAAACAGUUAGCGGCGGAGAAGGAGAAAGCUGAAAAACAGCAGAAAGCCGCGGCACAGAAUAAGAAAUCCAACUCGGAAUCGCACCCGAAGUCGACCAUCACCAACAUGUUCACCUCCCUUUCCUCGUUGUUCUUUGGGAAGAAGAACAAGUCCACUGACUCCCAAGAGAGUGAAACUCCUCCUCGAAGCCCAGGACUGCAGCACCAAGCCAUGGAGGUGGAGGAAAUGGUAGAGCCGGCCCAGUCGCCCCAGUUGCCACGGAGCUUGAGGUCAACUGUGGACUAUGGGGUUACCGUGACGACAGCAGCGGAGGAGCUGUCGCCAGUACCUCAGAGGCCGCCAGAGGUUUCCACGGAGACAAACAUGGUGGAGGUGCCAGGAAGAGUGGAAGAGGAGGAGGUGAGAGCCAGUCCCAAAAAGAGGCCAGCGCCUCCACCACCUCAACCACCCCCUGCUUCCCUAACUCCUGUUUCUCCUGUCGCUCUCGCUUCACCUCCUCCUCUACCACCUCCAGCUCCCCCAGCCCUGUUAGCUCCUAUUGCUCCCUCUCCACCUCCCCCUCCACCAGCCUCAGCUCCUCCAGCCCUUGUAAGUUCCUCUCCCCCUCCUCCAGCCCUUGUUGCUCCUGUAGUGGCUCCUUCACCUCCUGCACCCCCUCCACCUCCUCCUGCUUCCCCACCUCCUUUAGCUCCAGGUUCAGCUCCUUCAGCCCUUGUAACUCCCUCUCUACCUUCCCUUCCACCUCCUGCUCCCCCAGCUCCCGUAGUUCUCCCUUCACCUCCCGCUUCACCAUCCUCAGCUCCUCCAGCCCUUCUAGCUCCUGUAGCUCUCCCUUCACCAUCACCUUCACCUCCACCUCCACCACCUCCUGCUCCACUUGUACCUCCUGCUGCUCCCUCUCCCUCUCCACCUCCCCUUCUGCCACCCUCAGCUCCUCCAGCCCUCCUAGCACCUGUAUCUCUCCCUUCACCUCCCCCAGCUCCUGUAAUUCCCGCUACACCUCCCGUUCUACCACCAUCACAGUUGGAGGAGGCCAUGGAUGACCAAGAGCACGUCCAGCUCCAGCUCCAGGUCCAGGCUGAGGAGCUCGUGCAGUCAGGUGGGCUAGAGAUAGCCGCCCAAGUCCAGGAGGAACAGGGCAUGAUGGUGGCCGUGCAGGAUCUACACGCUGAGAAGGCCCUCUGCCGCCUUGAGGAACCGUCGAUUCGCACCCAGCCAGAGUCACAGACCCAGUCAGAGCCAAAGGCACCUCCAGAGGCUGUCACUGGAGAUGUCAGAGACAUGCUCAGUUUACAGGUCGCAGGGGGCCCAGCGGAGGGUCACGCGGCGACGAACCUGGAGAGCAGAGACGACUCAUACACACACGCAAGCCCAGCACACGGUCUGCCCAUACCAGCAGGCCCGGCGGCAGUGAAGCCGGACGUAGAGAUGGGGCAGGGGGUGGAGGGAGAGCCGGGAGUCGAGGUGGUGCGUGACUUUGUGGCACCACAGAUAGACACAGCAGUCCGAUCAGCACAGCAAGAAAAGAUAAAGGAGGUAGAUGCAGAGGAGUCGAAGGAGGUUGAAGUGAAGGAAGCGAAAGAGGCAGAGAAGUUAACAGAGUUAGAGGUUGACACCAGCAUAGUGGAAAGCAGCUCAGACAUAAUCAUGGCUACGGCAGAGGAAGAGUCUAGCGUACUGGCUGAGGGAAACGUAGAGGAAAGUAAGGAUGGUGAGUCGAGAGAGGAGAGUGAGUCAGAGAAAAUAUCACACAUGGAGAAUCAAUUACAAGACAAGACUCCUGUUUGUCAAGGAGUAAUCGCAUUGGAGGUGCCUAGUGUAGCAGUGCAUCCUGAUGUAGAUGUCACACCAGACAACGCAGAUGACAUGGCAGUAGGAAGUAGGAGAACAGCCGAGGUCAGCAGAGACGGAAGCGGAGAGUGGCUCGGCGAGAGUCAGAAGUCGGAUAGUUCUGCAACGGAUGAGAGGAAAGUGGAAGUUGAGGAAAUGGAGACAGAAGCGGCCGCUCAUAGUGGUGAGCACCUGGCAGCAGCAACGGCAGCAGCAAUGCAUCAUGGGGUGGCGGGAGACUAUCAGGUGACCGUGCCGCUCAUAGUCCUCCCUGCUGCUGAGCUGCACACAGAGGCAGCAAAAGGAGAGAAGGAGAGCUUCCUCAGUUUAACAAAUAAAGACACAACGGCGGCGCACAUUGGUAAGGCCGAACUUUCUCAGAUAAGUGAGACUAAGCCCCCCCUAAUUAAAGUUGAGGGCGAGCCCCCGUCCAGCCACGCCACUAGUGUCACACCGGCGGCUGAUGAGCCUCCCUGCCCACCGCCGAUCAAAGUCCCAGAGAUAAGGAUCACUGUCAAUGAGGAAGCGCAGGUCACACAGCAGCAGCAGCGGCAGCAGCAGCCCACAAGCACAAACAUCCCUUCAAUCAAUAUUCUGAUAGCCGAGCCCGAAGAAGAGAGAAAGCCACAGCCCACGCCUGUAGCAUUGCCAGCGCCUCGUCUCCCUGAACCACUGCAGAGUGAUGCAACAGAGUUAUCAGAUCAGAUGAUAGUAGAGCAGUGUGUGACCGUGAGACCUGGCCCUGUGCCUCUGUCUGUGCAAGCUGGUAGUGCUGUUGUUGCAGGCGGUGGCGGUUCACCCACGCCGGUAUUCGCGCCAAGCGGCGGCGUGGGCGGAACACCUGCAGGCACCGUCCUGCCUUCGGAAGUUGCGCAACCUAAGGUGGAGGUGGAGAGACGUUCCUCAAAAGAGCCGGAGCCUGCUAAGACAAGCAGACAGCCGCUCGACACCCCUUCCAUUCCCAUGAUAACCAUCGCGGGCGAAUUAGAUGGUGUCACGCCCCAGAGUGUACGCGAGAGCAACGCCGUUAUAGUCAAAGUGCCUUCACUUCCUGCCGCACAGGAAGAGGCUCAUAAAAGGCCAUCAGCAGCGGUGCCAUUGCCACCUCCACCCAUUGCCGUACCAUGCACAGACGGCAGCCGGGAAAUCGUGAAAGACGAGAAAAAACAAGAUGAUGACGCAACACAGUCCCUGGCUGCCAUAUUGUGGGGCGUGAAGAAUAACAUGGAGCACGAGAGACAAAAGUCCCCAGUUCCCCAAGACACUCUGAAAACCCAAGAGCCACUGCCACUGCCCCUCAAUGACAACCUGUCCGCACUGCCUCCGAGAGCACCCCCACCACCAUUACCAGAGACAGACGCCAGUUUACGGGCGGACACAGAUAAGACAGGUGUGGCACCCAAGGAGGUGGUGGAUAGCAGCGGGGACAGGCCCAGGAAAGACAAGGCGUCUGUGGAGAAGCUGGGCGUGACUCCUCCACUUUCCCCCAUGAUGAGCCCCUCCACCCUGCGACGCCUGAUGGCCAAGGGCCUCUUCGGCUCCGACAGCCCGCUCGGAACCUCCAUCCCAGCCAUCACCGUGGAUACGGAAGGUCGAGGGGAGGAAAACAGUGGAGGCAGCACCCCGACGUCGGUGCUGAGCUGCGAAAGCAGUCCCAAGAUGCGACGCAAAGACAGCCCCUCGCCCAUCCCCGCCGCCACGCCCGAAGAGCUGGCCUUGGGUGCCCGACGCAAGAUCUUCCUCUCCAAGGCCAGCAAGUCCGACGAGGCGGAAGGCGGGGCGGUGUCACCAGACGCCCAGGGCAAGAGCCCCUACAUGUCACCCAGUCAGGCGAGGAGGGCUGCCUUCCUCCAGGCCCGAGCAGGAGAGCCUGGCCAGCAGACCCCGCCCAUGGAGAGGCGGUCACCCCUAGUCAGCCGCAGGAAGGUCACCCUGGAGGUCCCCAAGGUGCAGGAGACUCCAGAGGAACCAGAGACGCCCAAGACCGAGGCCAAGCCAGACCCCUUCAAAGCUCCUCAGGUGAUCCGUAAGAUCAGAGGAGAGCCCUUCUCGGACGCCACAGGCCACCUGAAGCUGUGGUGCCAGUUCUUCAACGUGCUCUCAGACUCCACCAUCACCUGGUUCCGCGACGAGGUGGAACUGCUGCAGGUGAAACGAAGUGCUGGGGACGAGAGCCAAGUGGCGCUGGCUAUUGUCCAGGCCUCCAACAGAGACUGUGGCGUGUACGCUUGCACCAUCAAGAAUGAAUACGGCAACGAUACCACAGACUUCCUCCUCAGCUCCGACAUUCUGGCCGAGUACCAGUUGAGAGAUGAAUUAGAAGUGGGUGAGGAGAUCGAGAUGACGCCGCUGCUGUUCACCAAGGGCCUGGCCGACCCCGGCAGCUGGGGCGAGAAGUUCUUCGGCCGCAUCAUGACGGAGGAGGUGCACCUGGGCGAGGGCUUCGCCCACAAGGCCACGCGCGUCAAGGUCAUCUACGGCCUGGACCCCGUCUUCGAGUCCGGCAGCACCUGCAUCACCAAGGUGCGCAACCUCAUCGCGUACGGGACCAAGGAGGAGAGCCACCUCGUGGAGAGGAACCUGGAGUUCACCAAACAGUUGUGCAGAAUGCAGAAUGUACUCCGAGAAUACUGCAAGAUCUUUGCCGCUGAGGCAAGAGUGAUCGAAAACUUUGGCCAUGCUCUGGAAGUGAGCCCGGUUUACCUGAUGUACCGGCCAGCCAAUACGGUGCCGUACGUCACCGUGGAGGCAGAGCUUAAAGGAGAGUACGUUAGGUACUGCUUCACGGACCCUUCGGGCCGUCUGGUGACCAGAACCUCCAACGAGGUGGAACAGAAGUGCAGCACAUUCCAGCACUGGAUACACCAGUGGACCAAUGGAAACCUGGUGGUCACGCAGCUAGAAGGAGUUGAAUCGAAAGUCACCAACAUCAGGAUUGCUGCCAAGACUAAAGGGUACCAGGGCCUAACGGACGAGGCGUCCCCGAAGGUGCUGGAGCAGUUCCUGACGCACCACCAGUGCAACUACUACUGCGGCCUAAUGGGCCUGCGCCCCAUCAAGGUCACCGACUUCAUGCAGCAGCCCAGCAAGAUGAAGGGAUCCCGAAGCCCCAUGCUGUCACGCAAGGCAGCGGGCACGGGGGGUACGGGUACGGGCACGGGCGCCACCAGCCCCCAGCUCCAGAGGAAGGCUGGCAGCAGUCCGACGCCAAGCAGGAAGCUGGCCACCAGCCCCAAAGUCACCAGGAAAACGGUGGGUGGUGGUGGUGGUGGUGGUGGUGAGGAGGUGGCAGGGGGGGAUGCUGGCGGCAAGCACAAAGCGGUGGAGAUCCCCAAAGUGGUCAGAAUGAGAUAGACAAAGUGUGGUGACAGAAGGAAGGAAGACGAAUGGAGAAAGGGGGGUUGUGGAAAUGAACCACGCAAAGCUGCUCUGUUCUGCUCUGCUCAAUCGAAGCUGCUUAGAGUGGGAUUUCUCACCCUUCCCUAAAGGUAAAAAAAAAAGAUGACCUAGUCCUGUUUUGACGUCAGACAUCUUAAUCUAGACUGGUGGCAGACGCUGGUGUUUUUGCACAUGAUCGUGGCCUUGACUAGAAAUGUGACAGACGAUUAGUCUGAGUGUUCUUAUGAAAAGAGACGAGUGAAGACGUGAUGGCUACUGUAGACAGCGUAGAGAGGCCAAGGGGCAACAGCCAGUGAGCUGUCACUCCAGGUGAUGAGAGCUGAAGUUCUACUGUGAGUUCUACUGUUGCCUCCUCCUCCUCCUCCUCCUCCUCCCCCCUCCCUCUUUAUCCUACUCCUCCCUCCCUCCCUUCCUCUUAUUCUUUCUUCUCUUUGUCCUCUCCUCUCCUUCCUUCUCCUUUUCCCCUCCUCUCCUUCCUCCUCCCCCUACUUAUGCUUAUUCCUCCUCCUCCUCCUCCUCCUCCCCCUUCUCUCCCACCUCCAUCUUCUCCUCCUCCUCUUCAUCCUUCCUCCUCCUCCU
Messenger RNA from Engraulis encrasicolus (European anchovy), 7775 nucleotides. It is a transcript of the gene alpk3a, whose product is annotated as alpha-kinase 3a. The record is from RefSeq and is a predicted model, not a curated record. The transcript is spliced from 15 exons. Gene Ontology annotation, molecular function: ATP binding; protein serine/threonine kinase activity. The coding region runs from base 669 to 7151 and encodes 2160 amino acids. Gene Ontology annotation, biological process: cardiac muscle cell development; protein phosphorylation. Gene Ontology annotation, cellular component: nucleus. NCBI's taxonomy places the organism in Eukaryota, Metazoa, Chordata, Actinopteri, Clupeiformes, Engraulidae.